UGCCGUGCGCUGUGAAUUUUGCCACGAUGUUCUCGAAGCUAUACUUUUUAUAUAGUUUGGGCACAGUAUGAGGUCAGAUUUAUUGUUAAGCCAAUUUACCAUAUGUUCCAUCGUUUGUAUCGCUAGGUAAGAAUAACUACUAAUCCUUAACACUUUCAAAAUAUUGGAAAUUCCUUCACGACAACGUGUAUUUUAAACGUUUGUGUUAACCUGGUGUUGGAGGCACGCAAGUUAAAACUGGCUACGCUGCCGUGUUUGAGUGGUCUUCUGCCCCCUGCUGGCAUUAAUUUGCGAGUAGAAAUUCCCUAAAGACUACAGAUGACUGUGUUACCAUAUUGCUUGAGUAAUAAUGAUAAAUUAUGAUACUGGGUCUUGUAAAGUUUUAUCAUCGUGAUCCGACACAGUCACGCCACAACUGUGUAGUGGAACGAACGUAAGCCUUUUUGUGUGUGUGUGCUAUGUUUGGAUUCAAUUCUCAAGGCCAAAUUUUGUAAUCAGUUUGACUAUGACGACAUUGCGCAAUGAAAUGUAACUCUCAAGUGAAGUUUUAUACAUCCUCAUCAUGUAAUAGUCACCACGCACUUAUAUGGCAGGUUACAUCAAGGGUAUUCUAUCAUUUUUCCUAAUAUUAACAGUUAAACUAUAACUUGUACAAGCAUAAUAUAGGCAUAGAUCAAACAUUAUUUAAUGUAAAAAUGUGCAAUAAUUAACCUGUUUUAUUUAGAUUAUUUUGUUGGUUUCAAAUGUAUUUCAGUCACGUUAACAAGAGUAUUUUGAAUAGUUUUUAAUAUUAAAUUUACAAUGGAGAUACUAGAAAGUGAACCCACUUUUGAAGAACAAGGGGAAUUUCGGGCGCGUUCAAAUACAUGGCCUUUACCUCGCCCUGAUAACUUCAGUGAAAAAGAAGAGGAAAAAUCUGGAGGAACGACAAAGGUCAGUGAACAGGGACAAGGUUCACCUCAUUCUGAUGCCACAAUUGGAGGUCAGCUGCCCAAGAAGAGUUCAACACGCCGCAAUGCAUGGGGUAAUAUGUCGUACGCAGAACUCAUUACUCAAGCUAUUCAGAAUUCAACAGAUAAACGAUUGACCCUCUCUCAAAUAUACGACUGGAUGGUGCGAAAUGUGCCGUAUUUCAGUGAUAAAGGGGACAGUAACAGCUCUGCUGGAUGGAAGAACUCCAUUCGACACAACUUAUCUUUGCACAGUCGUUUCAUGAGGGUACAGAACGAAGGAACUGGCAAAAGUUCAUGGUGGAUGAUCAAUCCAGAUGCCAAGCCAGGGAAGUCUACACGGCGGAGAGCCACCAGUAUGGAAACUCAAAAAUACGAGAAGAAGCGAGGUCGUGUUAGAAAGAAAGUGGAAGCACUGCGAAGUGGAUUGGACACCAGUUCUGCCAGUCCACCCUCCAAACUUUCUGAAGGACUGGAUACUUUCCCCGAGUCUCCAACACAUAUUGGCUUCCAGUUGAGCCCAGAUUUCCGUCCUCGAACGUCAUCUAAUGCCAGCUCGUGUGGCCGACUCUCACCCAUCCCUGCCGUUGAAACAGACAUGCAUGACAAUCAAGUCCCAUGCUUGUCUCCCAUUCCUUGGGUUCCAGAUCAUAGACUCUUCAUGCAAUCAUCUGAUAACCUGGAUAGGUAUGGUGCUGACCAACUUGGAGACUCUUUAGCUGAGACAGUGAAACUUGAGGAGAAAGAAUUGGGCUACUUGAAGACGAGCCCUCCAGAAUACACAUCUCCAGUGAUUAGUCCUCAGAGUACUAUCACCAACUAUAAUCUAGACAGCUACCAGUACAAUGGGAAAGUGAAUGACGACUAUAAGUUUUUUAAUUCUCCCGCCAGUGACGAACAAACAUUCAUCAGGCAACAAUCUCAUGACCAAAGUCCAAAGCACAGCCCACAAUUAACAGAAAUCUCCAUAUUUCAAGAUCAAGUUGUUUCUCCUUGCCAUACUAGGCUCCAAAUAACACUGCCUAGAGCGCAGCGUUUGUCACCAGACUCCUCCAGUCAACAGCAGAACCCGACAGAUAUAUCUGUAUUGGAAGUUCUGUCUCCUGGUCACUCCAGUCAACAGCAGCUCUCAGCGGAAAUUUCUCCCUUGCAAGUUCUGCCUCCUGGUCACUUAAACCAACAGCAAUCUCGUAAAGAGCUAUCAAUUAUACAGGCUUUGUCUGCUGUCCACUCUAGCCAACAGCCUCUCCAACAAUCUAACUUCUUCUCUCAAGACAACAUGGCAGCAUUGACUUCAGAUAAUCUACCUAUAGAGUACUUCUUAAAUGGCACUUCUAAUGAUCAAGCAUUUGGCCGCUUUAUGCCACAACCCAAUCACAUUGCAUUGCCAAAUGACUUGGAUCUAAAUAUGGACAUUUUAGAGGGUGAUCUUGAGUGUGACGUAGAUCAGGUCAUCCGCCAUGAACUGAAUGUAGAUGGUAACCUUGACUUUAACUUCGAAGCAGCCAGUACAGUCACCACCAGUUCUGACGCAACAGCGUCAUGCCCCCCUGGUAUUACAACUAAAAACCGACGACCAUGGGUAUACUGAAGCAAAGUCUAGCAUUGGAGAUGUUUAAAGUAACUGUUCCACAAGGACUGUUACGUAUAUAUUCUUUUUUUUAUAUUCAUGUUUGGAAAGGGACAAUAUCAUCUGUGAAAUCUGUGAUUGAUUAUUAAAGCCAUUUCUGCUAUAUAUUCUAAUCUACGUUAAGUUUGAACUUUUAUAAUUUUAGUGAUUUCUUCCAAUGUUCUAAGAUUUUCCAACAUAGACUGAUUUUAGGCUUACUUGUAACCCCUAGUUUGUAAUGUUUGUAUAUUGAAGAAAGUGCUUGCGAUAAUAGGAGUUUAAAGUUAACCUGGGAGAUUAAGCUUUAAGGAUAUGAAUUUGUUUACGUUAAUAGAAGAUACUUUUUUCACAUUCAAAUUUUAAUUUCUUUUCAUACAAAACUCUUGCAUUCUAAGAUAGUUGUCAAUUACUAUGGCGUGUGCAAUAAUACAAUUAAUUGUUAUAAAAUGUCUGCUAAAGACUGAUAGACUAUUAGAAUUGUCGUUCCAAGUCAAACUUUUGGGCAAUCUGCUGUUCUAACACUUUUACAGUCCAGUGCCGUGAAUAAAUACUAUUUCUGAUAAGUUUGAUUUUUUUAUGAUGUUGAUUCAAGUUAAAAUCAAGUAAAGAAUGGUUAUCAUUUUCUCUAAAUUUAUGAUUGUUUUGCUACUUGAAAAUAAAUAAUCUUAAUAAUUCUCUUUUUUUUCAUUAUUUUAAUCGAGUGACCCUCUGCUUUGUUAUAGCUACUACGUUUUUACACGCAUGUUCAAGUUUAAAAAUAUAAAAAAUAUACAAACAAAACCAUGUUCAGAAGUUUAUAAUAUAAUGGAAGCAGGAUACCAUGAGCUUCUAAAGCCGUUACUGUUAUUCACGAGCUAAGAUGCACCAGUGAUCUCUUCCUGUUUGAUGGUAUAUCCGUCCGUGUCUGAACAUAUACAAUUUGUGAAUUUCUAAAAGUGAAUUAUUUUAAUCACACUAUGAGAAAUCACGUAAUUGGAUGAAAAAGCUAAGCCUUAAAGUUUAUUUUCUGAGAUGAUCCGCAUCUCUUGGAUACAAUGUCUUUAUUACUCACUUUGGAUAAGAAAAAUAUUGUAAUUUGAAUUUUGCUUCUGAAAAUCUUCAAGAAAUAUUACGAACUGUUAUAUUUUAAAUAAAUGAAUGAAAUGCAUGAAGUGCCAACUGUUUGUUUAUGUUUGUAUAUAUAAAAUCACUCAUUAUGAAACAAGCUACACAGUCACUUCCGUAGGUUUUGUAAAUUAGACAGAAUAAUUCGUUCUAUACAGCGCCUAGAAAUGAGAACCUACUGAAGAGUGAAUGACAAGAGUAUUGACAGCCUGUGUCCCUUGAGAGAAUUAUUUUACUGCGAAUAAUGUAUAUAGAAUGUAUGUAAUCUCUAGUGUUAUUGUAUAUUAUGUAGAAUCAAACUCGUUUUCAUUGUUGUUAUCUUCUUUUUUUAUCUGUAUUAUGAAUUAAGAGUAAAUCGUGUAAGAUAAUUUUCUAUGAGAUUUUCAUGUUUUCAUUUUACACUAUAUAGUAUAUAAUUUUUCAGGAAAAUCUCUCAUCUUUCCUUACUAUGUUUUAUUGCGUAUGCUUUUCUCUAUUUCUAAAUUUGAUGUACAUUUUUAAAAAGUUUACCACGGUAUAUAUUUCUGUUUGUUGUAUAUUAUCUUUUGAUAACUUGAAACCAAUCUUUACAGGAAAUGCACAGAUUUUUAUGUCCAGAUUUCUAAAUAGAAAAUCAGAGUAUCAGUUUUAUAAAUUAUGAAGAAAGAAAGGAUGAUUCUAGAAACCUUCUUUGAUAUACAGAUUUGUGUAUUUAUUCAACGAUAUUGAAUAACGGUAAAUCAGUUGUAAAAAGCCCUGGCAGCAGUUAUUUAAUCUGUCCGUUCAUCUUUCUUUGUUUUAAUUGUACAUCUUCAGAACUAGUUAUAUAAACUCAUUGUUAUUUUUUGUUGUUUUGUUUGUUUUUGCUUUCCAAUUAUGAUUUGAUGAAGCUAUUUGUUUGAAAAGAAAAUACAUAUAAUAAAUACGGUAGUAUAUAUAUAUAUAUAUAUUAUACUGCCGUGACUUGGUAAACCUAUAUUUUGUGUAGUGUUUGAUUAAUUUUACUAAACAAUUCUUAACUGUUUAUGUGCUUAACCUUUUGUACCACAAUAAACCAAGUUUGUAAUUCCAAACUGUAACUGGUUGAUGGUAGAUCUAAAUAUGUAACAACACAUCAGAAGUUUUGUAGUUUGCCUAUGUAUAUUGUUAGUCCACAACUACCACGUGCUAUGUAAUCAGACGCAUAUAAAGGAAAAUUUCAUGUAUAUGGAAUAUACUGACAUACAGAUAAGUUUCAAGUCACAUCAUAUUGACGAUAUGUUUAUGAAAGUUUAUCGAAAGAGGUUGAAACACGUCAACUUAUAACGAUAUUUUAACGUCACAAGUUCGUGAAUUACUAUAUCGGUGGUGAACAAUGGAAGCUUCCAGCUUUUUCUGCUAAAUUAUUCUGUUUCACUUCUUAUAAUCUAUGGAUUGAAAGCAAAACCUUAAGUUUGUUGUUGCCCAUCUUCAAAACAUUUUGGGUAGGAUACAUAUGAUUUUAUUAGCUUUGCUGGAAUAUUGAACACACUGAAGUUCCACAUUAUGAGAUUAAAUUAGUCUUCAACCAUUCAUAUCUCAUCCUUAAGUUAGCCGCUUAUAGCCUAGCCACUAACAAGUAAUUACGGUUAUGUGCCUUAUGGCAUGUAUCCAGGUUUAUAAAAUUUCACGUUGUUGAGUUUACCUGUCAUACUUUGACAGUACAGAAGAAGAAAUAUAGGAAAUUGACGAGUCUCUUACAUAACUUUGGCAAAAUAUUAUUACACCCAAAGCUGAGAUUCUAUUUUAAGAAUUCACGUGACCUUCAAACUGGCACAUAAUUUCAUACUGCCGACUUGAUAUUUUACGUCACAAUCGUAUUAGGAGUGUACAUUAUAUAACACUGCAAGUCGCGUUUCCAGCACAGUUACUGACAAUGUCAUUUCUUAUAUACAUGCAAAAUUACUAGCCAGAUCAACACGGUUUGUCUUGUUUUAUUUGUUAAAAAAACGAUAAAAGUACAAAAUUUGAAUAUAAGGUAUACCAUUGUAUUGUUUUGUAGAAUAGAUUCAGUAUAUGUGGUAAUAACGUGUAGUCUUUGUGAGCUUGUAAUGUGCCAUGAAGUGUACAGUGUAUGUGACUCUAAAAUGAAGUGGAUAAUUGUGAAACGUAGAUUGUUUACUAUGAUAUCAAAUGUACGUGAAUAACGAAGAAUGAGGAGACUUAGAUAAUUUAUUAUGAUAUCGCAUAUAUGAUGAGUAUAUUGCUUUGAUAAUCUUAUUAAGAUUAAAUUUUGAGAUAUCCAUUAAAAAUAUCAGGGUCAAAAUCUAAAUCCCUCUGGACUUUAUUAUAGUUUUCUCUUAACAUAUAACCUGGAACAACAUUCCUCAACCUAUGAGUCGCGACCCAAAAUUGGCUCGUCAGAAUGUGUGAAAUGGUGAGGAAGAAGCAUUGAAAAUAUAUAAAAUUUUUUCAUUGGAGUAAUAGAUAAUACAGAAAAGUGUAAUGUUCUAUGUAUGAUCUUAUGCAUUUAGUGGAGUAUAGAGUAGUAUUUGUUGGACUGAAAUUCGAUGUAUUUCUAUAGAGUAUUAACAUCUGUCAUGAGAAACAGUGCGCAUUGAAGCCAGAAGCCCAUAUUAUAGUAUCUAUGGUUUUUGUUGUUAAUAAUAAGAUAAGUGGUAUGUAUUAUAUUAAUGUUCAAGAAUAGUUGCUGUUCACUUACGUGCUGUAAAAUGAAAAUCUUCGUGGAAUGUUUCUUUAAAUAAAUAGCCUUUUUAUUACA
This is a messenger RNA of Limulus polyphemus (Atlantic horseshoe crab), 6382 nucleotides long. RefSeq names its product forkhead box protein O-like. Gene Ontology annotation, molecular function: DNA-binding transcription factor activity, RNA polymerase II-specific; RNA polymerase II cis-regulatory region sequence-specific DNA binding. Bases 802 to 2541 code for a protein of 579 amino acids. NCBI's taxonomy places the organism in Eukaryota, Metazoa, Arthropoda, Merostomata, Xiphosura, Limulidae. Gene Ontology annotation, biological process: regulation of transcription by RNA polymerase II. Gene Ontology annotation, cellular component: nucleus. The record is from RefSeq and is a predicted model, not a curated record. The transcript is spliced from 2 exons.